Molecule: messenger RNA, 2501 nt
Organism: Sciurus carolinensis (gray squirrel)
Lineage: Eukaryota; Metazoa; Chordata; Mammalia; Rodentia; Sciuridae
Gene: Shd
Product: Src homology 2 domain containing transforming protein D
Exons: 7
Coding region: 1231-2139 (302 amino acids)
Molecular function (GO): phosphotyrosine residue binding
Source: RefSeq, a predicted model, not a curated record
GCCCCGGAAGCCACAAAGGGACAGAUGCGAGGCCACCAGACAGGCACAGAUACCAUCUCCCUUACCCCACCAGCUGCCCCGACCCCUCCCCCGCCCUGCAAGGGGCCCCCUGGGGAGGGAGGGAGACCAGCCCUCUGGGGGGGGGGGAGCCCAGGUCCUCCCGCUCUUACCCCAGCUUUCCCGCGGCUGCACCAGCAUCAGUCUUAGCCAGUGACCUCUCCGACGGUUCCACCCCCUCCAUUUCCUGGUCAUCGGUUCAAUUUCGACCCUCAAUAGUGGUCACUCUCAUCCCCUCUCCUGGUCAAUCUCGCCCCUUCUGGUGGUCAAGUCCAGCCCCUCUUCCCGGUCAGUCCCCCGGCUCUGCCCUCCCCGGCAGCGUCGCGCUGGCGAGCUGGGGGCCGUGCUCACCUCCCGCGCUCCUCUCUCGCCUCGGGCCCAUCUUGGGCCUCCGGGUCAGUGUCCAGCUGCUGCGGCCGCGGCCCCAACGACUCCCGCGUCCCCGGCCCCGCUUCCCUCGGCGAGCCGCGGCUCCCCUCCCUCCCGGAACAGCUGAAGGUCUCCGUCACCUCCGAGGGGAGCGCAGGGGAGGGGAAGAGCGGGGGAAGCCUUGGCGCGGCUGCCCAGGACGCGGCCCCGCGCGGGUAGGGACCAGUGCGACCGCCGGCGCGCCCCCUCCCCAAAGUCCCACCUCGCGGCGGCGCGCCGCCGGCGGCGCGUAAAGUCCCCGAAAGCUUGAACGCGGAUUGCAGGAGGUUUUAUUUCCCUUUGUGCGGGUGACUGGGACCGGAUCGAGGCUGCCGGCCGGGGGCCGGGGAUUAGGGCUCCCCCCAGCGCGGAGAGGAGCGCAACAAAGGAUGCACCUUGCCAGGGUCACCGUCUCCACCACGCAACUUCGCGCGCGGCGCCCGCGCCCUGGGGGAGCCGGCCAGCUGCGCUGAGAACCCAGGUGUCCCGGCUGAGCAGGGCUGGGGGCGUCCGCGAGCGGCGCUUAGCCGGACCUCGGAGCCCAAGCGGGGAUCCCGGGAAUCCCGGGGAUCCCGGAGCGUCCCGGAGGCGGCGCCGCACACCCGGACCGCGCUGCCCGCGCAAAGCCUGUUCUUUUCCGCUGAUGCCCCUCGCCCUGGCCCGACGACCCGGCGCGCGGCGUUCAGGGACUUGCGGGGCGCCCCUUACCCUGUGGUCCUUCGAGAGCCCGGCUAAGCAGCCAGGUUUGGGGUGACACGCGCCCAAAUGGCCAAGUGGCUUCGGGACUACCUGAGCUUUGGUAGCCGGAGACCGCCUCCGCAGCCGCCCACCCCGGACUACACAGAGAGCGAUAUCCUGAGGGCCUACAGGGUGCAGAAGAAUCUGGACUUCGAAGACCCCUAUGAGGACUCGGACAGCCGCCCAGAGCCGGACCCUGUGAGCCCAGGAGACUCCAAGUUCCACUCUCCCAAGCACCGGCUCAUCAAGGUGGAGGCCGCAGACAUGGCCAGAGCCAAAGCCUUGCUGGACAACCCGGGAGAGGAGCCGGACGUCGACACUGAGUAUUCAGAUCCCUUUGAUGCCCAGCCCCACCCGCCGCCCCCAGAUGAUGGCUACAUGGAGCCCUUUGACGCCCAGCGGGUUGUCAGUGAACUGCCCUGUAGGGCUGUACAGCUGUAUGAUACCCCCUAUGAAGAGCAGGACCAAGAGCCAGGGGACGGGCCGCCUUUUGGUCAGAGGCCUCGGCAGAGUCGCCUGCCCCAGGAGGAUGAACGUCCAGCAGAUGAGUAUGACCAGCCUUGGGAGUGGAAGAAAGACCACAUCUCCAGAGCAUUUGCAGUACAGUUUGACGGUUCAGAGUGGGAAAGGACCCCAGGCUCGGCCAAGGAGCUCCGAAGACCCCCACCCAGAAGCCCCCAGCCCGCAGAGCGUGUGGAUCCCGCUCUGCCCCUGGAGAAACAGCCGUGGUUUCACGGACCGCUGAGCCGGGUGGAUGCUGAGAACCUCCUGUCGCUCUGCAAGGAAGGCAGUUACCUCGUUCGGCUCAGUGAGACCAGCCCCCAGGACUGCUCCCUGUCCCUCAGGAAAUUGGGUUCCAUGACAACGUGGUCACUUGUGGGGAAUACUCUACAGUCAAGAAAAUGGAGCCACUCCUCUGUGUAUCACUACAGCUGAAUGCCUCAGAGGUCCCGUUGAGUGAAAAAAGCUAGACACAAGAGGACACACUCCACGGAUGCGUUUAAGUGAAAUACACCCCAGCAGAAGAGGUCUGCGCUGUGAGCAGUCAGGACAGUGCCGGGACUGGGGUGGCAGGUCUCAGGGCCCAUGGGGGCCCGUGAGGGUCCAGAGUUUGUGAUUUCCAGCUGGGUGGCUACAUACCCUGGACACGCUCAUUUCUCCGUAGGUGGAAUAUAUUUUAACAACACUUUUUAAAAGGAUUCUAGAAUUAUUUGAUCAAAACUCCAGAAUUGUAUGUUUUCAAGUGUUUACAAUCGUGAUGUUCUGAACGGGAAUCAGAAACUCCAAGCUGUGGGCCA